UAAUUGAGGCAAGUCCAAAGAAAGCUGUCAGAGGCGAGGCGGGGCCGACCAUCUCAUCUUCAGUUCCAUUGAGAAUACAGGACUUAAAAGCGAAGUUGGAGGCUCAGCAACCUAAGAAGCCAAGCAACUUUAGGAUUGUGAAUGGGAAAUCCAAUGAUAGGAGUCCUCAGGGAAUCAGAGAUGCACGAACGUUAAGGAGAGAUGUGGAGUCGGAUAAAGGUAAUAGUUUCCAAAGUUCGAGUGGUAAGACGAGAUUGUUCGUGCCCACAGAGCAAGCAAAGCCCAAUACGCAGAGGAGAGAAGGAAAGGGUCUGACAUCUAACAGGAAUCUUCCGAGUGACAGAGAGCUCAAGAAUUCGCAGAGAAGAACUCCUACAAACGGGGUGAGGGAUAAUGUCCUCAAACAGAACAACCAGAAGCAGAACUCAUCGUAUGAAAGAUUUGGUUCGGUUUCAAAGGCUUCAUCAAGUCCAAAAGUUGGCCCAAAUAAGACAAGGACCGUAAACAAGGUUCCUGCAAGGGCUGAAUCUACAUCCUCAAAGACAGUGAGGACAAACACUCUUAGGAAUCUUUCUUCUUCAUCUUCUUGUAGCACAAAGAGUCUCAGUCAAAGGAAAGGUGCUGCUGGCAGAGAGAUUAGCCCAAUGCGGAGCAUUGCUACAAAUGUUCUCAUAAGUAAUGAUGAGAGGUCCGUGAAGAGCAAAGUCGUUGAUGACGUUAUUUCUUUUACAUUUACCUCCCCCAUAAAAAAGUCUUCAGAGGCUCAGUCUCCUGUACGAACAGUUACAAGGAUCAAUAAAUUUGCCAGAGGCGAGAGCUUGACCUUUUUGUCUCCUGCUGAGAGUGUGAUUGGUGAGAGUUCCUUGAGCAUCCUUUUGGAACAAAAGCUUCAGGAAUUAAAGGAUAGGGUCGAAUCAUACGAAGCAGAGAGGUCGUAUACCUCCACAGUGAGCUUGAAAGAAGAUGAGGAUAGUCUGUCCACUUGUACAUCUAGUGUUCGAGAUUCAGUAUGCACUGUAAGUGCACAAGUUGGAGCCGAUGUGGAUGAGAUGAGUAGCCUAAGUGACUUUGAUUCCUCUUCCACAGUCGAUGGGAGGCAGAAUUGCCAGGCUCAAGUCGCAGAAGCAAAGGAAGAGCACAGCAUGAUUACUACAAGUGGCAGAACUGGAAAAGAGGUUGAUCAUCAACUUCCAAAUGAUUCAAAUCUCGAACCAUUAUUAGCUGCUGGAAGUAGCCAUGACAAUACAGUUACUUGUAGUGUAGAAUUUCUUGAAGUGGAAGAUAAUAGACCCAAACUAUCCGAGACGACAUCCUGCUCAUCCGUUGCUUACAUGAGAGAGAAAUAUGCUGCCCCAGCACUGUUAAGUGACAUUAAUUUGAUCCGACCAAGCAAUUGGGAAAUUGAAUACAUCAGAGACAUAAUCUUUGAAGCCGAGUCAACUCUAGAAGACUGCUUAUCGACUCACCCUGGUGAAAUCAUACCCCCAUCCCUCUUUGAUGAGUUGGAGAGUCGUGGAAACGUAGAGAGGAGCAACUCCGAAGAAGAAUCCAGCAAGCUGAGACGGAAGAUCCUGUUUGAUUUCGUGAGCGAAUGCCUAGCAUUGAAGUGUCAAGAUUUCUUGGUUGGCACCCCAAAAGGAUGGGCUAGAUUCACAGCACUGUUUAGGAGGAAAAGCUUGUUGGCGGACGAAAUCUAUAGGGAAGUGUCCCGUGGAAACUGCAUCGGGGACAUGAUGGUGGAUGUUCUCGUGGAUGAGGACAUGAGCUCUAAGUACGGGAGAUGGGUUGACUUUAGGGUUGAGAUGUUCGAAGAGGCCGUGGACAUCGGACAGGCCAUUCUUUCUUCGUUAGUUGAUGAAUUGGUUUCAGAAUUCAUCGUGCUCUCACGUUAGAAAAAGUAACUCUAAUGUAAUAUAUAUCGAUUUGGAUUACUUUUAAUUUCGAAUGGCGCGGUCAAUUGCGCCGUCAGAAUGCUCAGCCAAUGGAUCCGUUAUUUUUGUUCUAUCUGCCUUUUUUUUGGCAGGUACAUGGCAUAAGCUUCAGGAUUUUCAACUUGUAACUUAUAUUUCACUAUCAAGUCUUUCCGUUUGGCUGGCA
Punica granatum (pomegranate) is the source of this 2097-nucleotide messenger RNA. The record is from RefSeq and is a predicted model, not a curated record. NCBI's taxonomy places the organism in Eukaryota, Viridiplantae, Streptophyta, Magnoliopsida, Myrtales, Lythraceae.